This is a messenger RNA of Cydia strobilella, 1628 nucleotides long. RefSeq lists its product as uncharacterized. The record is from RefSeq and is a predicted model, not a curated record. The transcript is spliced from 10 exons. Lineage: Eukaryota; Metazoa; Arthropoda; Insecta; Lepidoptera; Tortricidae. Gene Ontology annotation, biological process: maturation of SSU-rRNA; protein phosphorylation. Gene Ontology annotation, cellular component: nucleus; preribosome, small subunit precursor; cytosol. Gene Ontology annotation, molecular function: ATP binding; protein serine/threonine kinase activity. Bases 79 to 1605 code for a protein of 508 amino acids.
UACUUCCUUUUAUUGAAUUGAACACAUGACGCUGUAAAUGUUGUGUUUAUAUUAAUUUUCCUCGCAUUCCAGUUCAAAAUGGGGAAACUGGACGUAGCAAUUUUACGUUAUUUGACGGGAGAGGAUUUCCGCGUGUUGACCGCGGUGGAAAUGGGCAUGAAGAACCAUGAGCUGGUGCCGGGUUCGCUUGUGGCGUCUAUUGCAAAUCUCCGUCACGGCGGAGUCCAUAAACUAAUGAAGGAGUUGUGUAAACAUAGGCUGCUGACGUACGAACGAGGAAAACACUAUGAUGGUUACCGACUUACCAAUGCUGGCUAUGACUAUCUCGCGCUCAAGGCAUUAACAAACAGGAAGGUGAUUGCCUCAUUCGGCAACCAGAUUGGUGUGGGCAAAGAGUCCAACAUUUACACGGUUGCUGAUGAAGAUCAUAACCCACUAUGCUUGAAGUUGCAUCGGCUGGGCCGCACAUGUUUCCGCAACGUUAAAGACAAGCGCGACUACCACGGGCAUCGCCACCGCGCUUCCUGGCUCUAUCUGUCGCGCAUCUCUGCCACCAAGGAGUUUGCAUACAUGAAGGCCCUGCAUGAACGCGGGUUCCCCGUGCCCCGUCCCGUGGACUUCAACCGACACUGCGUGGUCAUGGACCUUGUGCGAGGAGGGCCUCUCACCCAAGUCCGGUCCGUCCCGGACGUGCCGGCGCUGUACGAUGAGCUGAUGUCGCUGGUGGUGCGCCUGGGCAACUGCGGCGUCAUCCACGGAGACUUCAACGAGUUCAACAUCAUGAUCGACGAGGAGGGGAAACCGAUCAUCAUUGACUUCCCGCAGAUGGUGUCUACGGAGCACCCUAAUGCUGAACUUUACUUCGAUCGCGAUGUCCGCUGCGUCUGCGACUUCUUUAAAAAGCGCUUCGGCUACGAGAGCACCCUGUACCCACGCUUCAGCGACCUAGAGCGAGAGGACGAGUUAGACAAGGAGGUCGCAUGCUCGGGCUACAAGCGCGCCAGGGAUGUAGACGAUGAGUUGUUGGCGGAACUUGGUAUAGGUCUUCAAGUGAGUGACGACGAAGAUUCCGAAGAAGACGCACAGACAACAAAAGACUCAGAUGGCACACAAGACACAGCUUACGACAACAAGAACUACAAUGAAGAAGAACUAGCCGCGCUUAGGAAACAGGUCGACGACUCGAUCCAAAACGACGAAACAUCCAUACAACGUCUCGCUCACAAAACAGUAUCCCUGGAAAUCCAAGACGAGCCUCCACAACUCAUCGCAGUCACAGAACACAAGCUCACAGAAGAAGAAGACAAGCUGACCGAAGAAGACGAUAAGCUCACAGAGCUGGACAGGAACUCGCAGAAGUACCGUUUGGCUAUGGUUGAGAAGGCAUUGUCUGAUGUGAGGUCCAUGAGGUCGUAUACGUCGGCGAGCACGAUAGCGCCGGAGGUGGUGAAACAGCAGGUAAAGAAGAAUCUUGAAAGCAGACAGAAGAGGACGGAGAGGAAGAAAGCAAUAGCCAAGGGAGAGGCGAGUGCGGUCACGCGCCAGAGACGAGAGAACAGAGAGACGGUCCGAGAGAGCCACGGCAUCUGGGGGUGGGCGGAGUAAGAAGUUAAUAUAUGUAUAUUGUA